GAAGACGAUCCGUCGUGGGGUCCCCACCGCCUGGCGCUGCUCGUCCCCUUCCGGGAGCGCUUCGAGGAGCUGCUGGCCUUCGUGCCCUACAUGCACCGCUUCCUGAGCAAGAAGAGGAUCCGCCAUCGCAUCUUCAUCCUCAACCAGGUGGAUCAUUUCAGGUUUAACAGGGCGUCCCUGAUCAACGUGGGCUUCCUGGAGAGCGGCAACGACACGGACUACAUUGCGAUGCACGACGUCGAUCUCCUGCCCCUCAACGAGCAGCUGGACUACAGCUUCCCUGAGGCAGGGCCCUUCCACGUGGCAUCCCCAGAGCUGCACCCGCUCUACCACUAUAAGACCUACGUGGGCGGCAUCCUGCUGCUCACCAAGCAACACUACGAGAUGUGCAAUGGCAUGUCCAACCGCUUCUGGGGCUGGGGACGGGAGGACGAUGAGUUUUAUCGACGUAUCAAAGGAGCCGGUCUCCAGGUUCGCCGUCCCUCUGGAAUCACGACUGGAUAUGAGACUUUCCAGCACCUGCAUGACCCAGCCUGGAGGAAGAGAGACCAGAAGCGUAUCGCGGCGCAGAAGCAGGAACAGUUUAAGGUGGAUCGAGAGGGAGGUCUGAACAACGUGAGGUACCGAAUCGAGUCACGGACAGCUCUGAGUGUGGCAGGAGCCCCUUGCACCGUCCUUAAUAUCUUGCUGGACUGUGACACAAGUGAGACCCCUUGGUGCACAUUUGGCUGAGCCAUCUCCUGUGUGCCAGUCGUGUGCGCUGUGCUUGCGCCAAGAUGCCGGGGCUGCUGCCGAGCUGCUUGGAGCAGGCAGGACUUUUGCAGUGGAUGAGCAUGGCGGUGCUGGCGAGAUGCAGAGGAACAGAAAAGGCUGAGAACGGGGCUUUGGUAGGACCAACAAAAGAGGCUGAGAGCAGGACUCCGUGGCGUCGUUGCAGAUGCUGGUGCUGUCUCCCAGGGCAGGUGCAGGAGAUGGUUUUCCUGCAUUGGACAUGGCUGAGCUGCCACUCAGUUCAGAGGACAAUAAAAAACUAUCAGGGCACCUGUGAGUUGUGAAUGCCCUGGGCCGCGUUGCACUA
Molecule: messenger RNA, 1078 nt
Organism: Tauraco erythrolophus (red-crested turaco)
Lineage: Eukaryota; Metazoa; Chordata; Aves; Musophagiformes; Musophagidae
Source: RefSeq, a predicted model, not a curated record